Pelagomonas calceolata is the source of this 998-nucleotide messenger RNA. NCBI's taxonomy places the organism in Eukaryota, Pelagophyceae, Pelagomonadales, Pelagomonadaceae. The record is from the annotation of a GenBank genome assembly.
CAAGCACAGGCGCCUGUCCUGUCCACCUUGUAGUAUCCCUCACGUGCAAAAAACAUGGCAUCCACGGACGGGGUGCCGCGGGCCGUCAAGUUCGCGACGGCGGGGGUCGGCGGCGUCUUCGGCUGGGUGGUCGUGCACCCCUUCAACACGGCCGCCGUGCGCAUGAACCUGGCGGCCUCGCAGCCGGGCUACCAGCGGACCGGAUUCCUCUCGUUCGCGGCGCGGACGGCGUCCGAGCGCGGCGUGCGUUCGUUCUACGACGGCCUCGGGGCCGGCUGCCUGCGGCAGGUCUUCUACGCGACGUCGCGGUUCGGCCUCUUCGAGACGUUCCGCGACGCCAUCGCCGAGCGCCGCCGCGUGGGCCCCGCCGAGCGCGUCGCGGCCGGCCUUGCGUCGGGCGCCUGCGCGGCGCUGCUCUCGUGCCCCGCCGAGGUCGCGCUCGUCCGCAGCUCGAACGACGCGACGCUGCCCGCCGCAGAGCGCCGCAACUACCGGGGCCCGGCCGACGCCGCCCUGCGGAUCCUGCGCGACGAGGGCGUCGCGGCCUUCUGGCGCGGGUCCGCGCCGUUCGUCCAGCGCGCGAUGCUCGUGGGCGUCACGCAGGUCGGCACGCUCGACCAGGCGAAGCAAUUUUACGACGAGCGCGCCGGCGUGCCCCGCGGCACCUACGGCAACGUCUUCUGCGCCUCGAUGACGAGCGGCCUCGUCUACUCGCUCGUCACCAUGCCGUUCGAGACCGCCAAGAACCUCAUGGCGUUCCAGAAGCCGGACGCGCGCGGCGCGCUUGCCUACCGAGCGACCGGGCAGACGAUCCUAGCCGUCGCGCGGUCCAGGGGCGUCCUCACGCUCUGGAACGGGUUUCCACCCUACUACAUCCGCUGCGGCGGCCACACCGUCACCAUGUUCGUCUUCGUCGAAUGGCUUCGCCACGCGUACCUGAAGGCCAGUAUGGGCACCAGACAACUCUAGGACUUUAUUAUAAUUAUGCGUGCAAUGGG